CUAACUUUCUGUCGAGCAUUAAUGUGAGUUUUUACUCUAAUCUUUGAAUUUGCAGAGUUUUUAUAAGAUAAAUAAUUAUUAAUAAUACAGUUUAGUGUUUUCGUGUUAAUUGUUAAAGGGAAUAUUGUGAAUUUGCUAUUUAAUUAUAAAUCUAAAGUAUUUUGAUGUAAUUAAAAGAAGUGGGAAUUUAUACGCAUACCAAGUAAAGAAAUUGCGAAAAAAUAAGAAUAGAUUGAAGUAUAAAUGACAAGAAGUGGAAGGUAAAAUAUAAAGAACAAGCGCAAAGUCGUCAGAAAGAAGAAGACGGAACGAGCAUAUUCGUGAAACGAACUAGUGACGAGUGUUGUUUAGUAAUAUUUGUUAAAAAAAAGUGUCAAUGUGGUGCGGAAUGCUCCGGCCACCAUUUUAAUUCUUUUGAUUGCAACGAGGUUAACAAAACAAUUACCACCCAUGUUUACUACAGAAUAAAAUUCUAACGUCCAAAUUAAAAAGCAAAAGGAAAAUAAAAUCAUAUUUGAAAGCCGCAUUGUCCGGCAGUAAUGCUACAUAACAAUAUAAUAUAAAACAAAAGUUUUUAUUUAAAAAUUAGUGUCACGGCACAUAUUCUUCCUCGGAUUCUUACAAGUCGAUGUGACGACGGAUAUGAUUAAUAAAAAGGACUUCAUUUUAUGGUUUAAGGAACUUGAGAGUUAUAAGAGGAUCGAUACAAUGUGCACUCUGCUCAACAUGUGUUUACCAUUUGAGUUGCGCUUUUUGGGCACAUGUUUGGAGGAAUUAGGUCGUCGAGACUCCCAAGAGUUGCGUGGCAUGGAGUUACGAGUAAACAAUCCUACUGACUUGGCAUCUGAUAUGAUUGCUUGCCAAAAGGGUGAACCCACUGAUAGGAAAAUACGUCGUAUGAUGGCCUUAUACUUAGCAUUAAUGCGUGCUUUUAAUCGUUCAUGUGUAGCUGAUAUAUUUCGUACAUUGGAUUCAUGGGGCGAGCGCGAUUUCCUUGGUAUGACUGACUUAGACACCUUGCAAGAAUUACUGCUUGUAUACAUGAUGGCGGCGAAUCAUCCAGUAUUCUCAUUUGAACAGCAUAUGAGAUGUAUUGAGAUUUUUGAACGCAUCAAAGAAAAUAAAUUAGUUGCUGAUCCAAUGCCAACAAUGAAUGCACAGCAACAACAACAACAAGCGCAUAUCGAACAUUCGGUUUCUCAUGGUCCGCAUCAGCCAGACAUGCGACAACAUUUACCACCAACUCACCAGGAAAUGUUACAACAACAUGCAUUACAUGCUAUGCAUAUAAGUGGCCAACAUCCACAAUUGUUGACUGCGCCACCACCAAUACAAGUGCUGCCACAGGGCACUAUUCCUAUGAAUUUCCCCCAAGCUCAUUUGACAAAGACAAUCCCAAGCGAUGGGAAUAUGCAACAUCAGAUCACAGUUGAUGGAAUACCUCAUAUGAUUGCAUCAAAUAUCUCCAUUCCAGCAGAACCAACAAUUAUAUCACAUCCAAAUGCAGCUUGGACUUACCGGCCAUAUCCACCACCAGCUGCAACAAUUGAGCAUCCGCCACAAUCAUCCUCACCACUGUUAAGUCAACAAUCAUCACCGUCAAGUAGUCGUACUACAAGCCCUAAUCGUACGCCAAAUACAAAUAUUAUGCAGCAAGGCAUGCAAACACAACAGCAACAAGUGAGAAAUAUGCAGCAAAGAAUGAAUAAUUCAAUGAAAAACGUCCGUCGUCCUUCGUCCGAGACCACUCCACCGCCUAUUAAUCAACAACAGCAGCAGCAACAGCAGCAGCAACAUCAGCAAAUGAUGUCAAGUGAUAUUAUCUUGCCUCAAAAUAUGAAACACAUUGACGAUGGUGUAAAUAGUGACAAUUCUGGAAACCAAUUGCAGAAUCUAAUAAGAAACGGAUUUACUAGGGCUGCACAUCAUCCAAGACUUAAGGCUGGUAACUUUAUUGCACCUCAUCCACAACCGCCCACUAAUCAACAUUUCCACGCAAUAUCAUCGGGAAAUUACGCUUUGCCAUAUGCCAUACAAAAUAUGGCGAUUUCUGAAACUACUGUUCUAGAAGAAAAUGUUUUAGGAAAAAGCGGAGGAAGCGAUUCUGGAAGUUCAAUUGGUUCGUCGGGUGAAGUUUCGCCACCAAUUACUCCAACUCUUAUGUCGAAUCAAACCAACCGCCCUGAUCAACAACAACAACAGCAACAGCAACAACAACAACCCCAGCAGAAGCAUCAUCAGCAACAGGUAAAUUUUCCAAAACAAUUAACACUUUCGCGGCAUAAUGGUCGACCGGACAAAAUAUUGCCGGCUAGCGGUGUUGGUAGCAGUACUGGCACAACAGUUAUCUAUGCACCAACGAAUGCGAUUACACAUACCCACCAACAGCAACAGCAGUCGCAAUCUAUAUUUGGUUCAGAUAUUAUAUUAGGACCAGGAGGUAAUAGCAGUUCUGCAAAUGUCAUGCAAAGCUCGUUAACAAAUAAUAAUAAUGCAGCUGGUGCCAGUAUUGUCCCUUCAAGUACCAACCCGCCAUCAAGUAAUAAUAACAUGGUCGCAAAUGCUGUAUUGAUUAGUUCGCCAUCAGCAGUUGGUGGUGGCAUUAUAGGUAAUGCCAUAACAACUAAUUCUGGUAUUAUAUUACAGUCGCAUCAACAGCAAUUUAACGCUUCGUAUCCUUAUCAUGCAGCGGCUGCGGCUGUAGCAGCACAACAUAUAUCAGGUCGUCCACCGCUCAUUACACAUAAUCCAGGUAUGGCACCACAUGGUACUUUCCGUUUACCGAGCUUUCAAAUACCCAACGGUGAAUUGUUGUACCCAGCCUACCAUCCCACUGGCAUUACAUUUCUCUCAAGUGGAGGUCCACCGGGCGCACCGACAGUGGCAUUACGUCCCGCGAAUCCAGGUUCCGUUUCAACAAAUACACCGCCCCAAUUACAGCCGCAACAACAACCACCUCCACCAACAUUACAACCGACCGGCACUAAUACAGCAAUGUUGGCUCCUUCGCCCUAUACUGCUCUUACAAUAGGAAUUAAUAAGCCUGUAUCGUGCUACAAUUGCGGCUCACAAACUCACAAUGGUCGCGACUGCCAAGAAGCAUCCAUGGACGAUGUUACGCGAAGUGCUAAUUAUAAGCUGGACUAUUCAAUAUCCGUAUCCACCUCGAACGUCUCACCUACAACAACUGCCAACGCAUCAACAUCAACUAUAGGUGGUGCAAGCGGCAGCAAUAGCCGUGACGUUGCGUCUGAUACAUUACAGCUCACACAUCAUCAAAAACAACACGCAAUGGAAUCAAUACCUACUGCUACAGUUUCCACUUCCACAUCGACAACAUCACUUAAUCAACAACAAACGCAGCAGUCAGCAACGACGGCAGGAAUUAACACAAAGAAACAAAACAAGAAGCAUUUACUUUCAAGAAAACAUCGAGAAAUAGUGAAUGAGCCAAAACAUAGAGGCACGACCAAUUAAAAUGAGACAAGAACUGGUAUUCUCCAGCGACUUAUCUGAAAUUCUUUACUUUCUGGAAAUGAUGGCCGAGUUGUCAAUAUUUUCAAUUUCUAAAAUAAAAGUCUCUGAGGAUUUUAAAAGAAACACCGAGACACAUUCAUCGUGGAUUUAACACUAUGUACUAUUCUUAAUGUUUCUUCGAUCUGUUGACUGAUAACUCGUUGGAAU
Molecule: messenger RNA, 3684 nt
Organism: Teleopsis dalmanni
Lineage: Eukaryota; Metazoa; Arthropoda; Insecta; Diptera; Diopsidae
Product: myb-like protein AA
Exons: 8
Coding region: 643-3477 (944 amino acids)
Molecular function (GO): zinc ion binding; nucleic acid binding
Source: RefSeq, a predicted model, not a curated record